AUGUCGGAUGAUCGGUGUGAUGGGUUGAUGGGUUGGAUCGGUGUGGUCGCUGUUGGAAUGAUCGGUGUGUUCGGUGUCGGUGUGGUGUUUGCUGUUUGCUGUCGGGGUCUUUGUCGGUGUCGUUGGUGUCGGUGUCGGCUUCGGUUCCGUCGAUGUUCUGGCGGUGUGGUCAGUUCCGGUGUCGCUGUGAGUGGCGUCGAUGCGAUCGGUGUCGGUGUGUUCGGUGUCGGUGUGAUCGGUGUGGUCGGUGUCGGAUUGAUCAGUUUGAUCGGUUUGAUCGGUGUCGGUGUGAUGUUUGUUGUUGUAGUCCUUGUCGGUGACGGUGUCGGUGUCGUCGGUGUUUGUGAAGGUAUUGGUGUCGUCGGUGUUUGUGUCGGUGUGGUCGGUGUCGGGCUGGUCAGUGUCGGUGUGAUCGGUUUCGGUUUGAUCCGUGGCAAUGUGAUCGGUUUGAUCAGCAUCAUCGGUGUCGGCGUGACUGGUGUGGUCGAUGCGAUCGGUGUCGAGGUGGUCGGUGUGACCGUUGUCGGUGUGGCCAGUGUGGUCGGCGCGGUGGGUUUGUUCGGUGUCGGUGUGAAAGGUGUGGUCGAUGCGAUCGGUGUCGAAGUGGUUGGUGUGAUCGUUGUCGGUGUGGCCAGUGUGGUCGGUGCGGUGGGUUUGUUCGGUGUCGGUGUGACAUGUGUGGUCGGCGUGAUCGCUGUCGGAUGGGUUGGUGUGAUCGAUUAA
Symbiodinium sp. CCMP2592 is the source of this 723-nucleotide messenger RNA. The record is from the annotation of a GenBank genome assembly. Lineage: Eukaryota; Dinophyceae; Suessiales; Symbiodiniaceae.